AACCUAGCGGUACGUCUAAAAAUUACACGACGUUAACUCGAUCGUUGAUCCAAACAUGGCCACAUAACACUACAAACUCGACUAAUCCCCUUCUAAAUCGAAAACUCUCAUCAGUCUUUGUUCAAAGUACAUCGGAAUAAAUUAUUCCCCGUUAAUAAUAUCGUGGCAUUAAUUUUUUGUCACUUUUAGUUUGUUGUUACGACGACAAAGAAAGUGCCAGUGGAAUGUUGAGUUGUGAUAAGGGGGGAUGAAUGAAAAGUGAUGGAGUGCAUAUGUUUGAUGUUUUAAGUGAAGUUAUUGAAAUUUAUAUUGUUAUUGAGGAAUAGAUUAAUUGUUGCUCAGCUUGUUAUAAAAUGGAGGACGCACGCGAUUCGCAGGUCCAGUCGCGUACAAAUGUAACAAAAACACUUUAUGAGUUGAGUGUUAUUUCAGUAGCUAGGAAAUUCAUGAGACAUAAAAAAUGUCUUACAUAUUUACCCGACAAUGUUCUCUUCGACGUAUGUCAUCAGCUUUAUAAGGAGAAAAGACUCUGCGCGCUAGCUUGUGAGUUCAGUGACAUGGAUGCAUUCUCGAAAAUGCUCAAAGUCCGGAAUAGGACGAUCGACUUGUUGCAGAUGUUUCAAUCUCUCAUGGAUCAUGGCACAAAAAUAGCGAAAGACCUGGCGCUUAGUUACAGUAUAUGCUGCCUAGAACUGGGAAUGAAGUCGUACGCUAAGAAGAAGGUGAUAAAUUUCGGUAUUCGGCUUGGAAAUUUUUUGAGUGACUGCGGCUGGUAUUCGGAAAGUGAGAAGGUCCUAAAUGCCUGUAAAAAUCUCUGUACAAUGCCCACAUCUCAGGAACUUGAGACACACGAGAUGCUGAGUCUUACUUUGGAUUGUUGUCACAAAUUGUUGCGUGCUCAGGCAGCGUACUGUGCCUUCAAAGGGGCUGCCGAGACGUACGAAUUAGCUCUAGCCACAGUGAAAAAAUUGAAAGUAACUGGCUGCAAGAUUUGCAGUCUUGCAGCGCUUUACGCCGGAUUCAGUGUAUUAUUUUUCAUAAGAAGUGAGUAUGAUCAAGCUUACAGAUGGAGUGUAGCAGCUCUCGAAGAGCUUGGACCAACGUUGCCAGCUCGUGUUACAAUAGAUGUCCUCAGACAAGCAGCUAAAUCUUGUGUGGUCAAACGAGAAUUCCAAAAGGCUGGAUUGCUCAUUCGACAAGCAGUUUAUCUAGCUCGCGAAGUCUUUGACACUGAUCACCCAAAGUACUCCGAUGUUCUCAUAGAUUAUGGAUUCUAUUUGUUGAACUCUGACAGCAUUAUUAACAGUGUCUCUGUCUAUAAGACUGCACUAGAAAUAAGAAAAACAAUCUUUGGAAAAUCGAACUUACAUGUCGCAAUAGCACACGAGGAUCUAGCAUAUGCUCUAUACGUUCAAGACUACAGCUCCGGUAGAUUUACACCAGCCAACGAUCACGCGAGCAAAGCCAUCGAAAUAAUGGAGAGAUUAUUACCCGGUGAACAUCUCAUGUUGGCGAGUGCUAAACGAGUCAAGGCCCUCAUCUUGGAGGAAAUUGCUCUCGACAAUGCUCCAACAACUGAGGAAGAUUUGUUAGUGAAAUCGGAGGAUUUGCACUUAUCUGCUCUGCAACUGGCACAAACCGCAUUUGGUGAACGCAAUGUACAGACUGCCAAGCACUACGGCAAUUUGGGAAGAUUGUAUCAGAGCAUGAGGAGAUACGAUGAAGCUGAAAUGAUGCAUUUGAAAGCUAUCAAAAUUAAGGAAGAGCUCUUGGGUUCCGUGGAUUAUGAAGUCGGUCUCAGCAUUGGUCACCUUGCAUCCCUUUACAAUUUCCAUAUGGCGAGAUACAGGGAUGCUGAGCAAUUGUAUCAUCGCAGCAUCGCCAUCAAUUUAAAAUUAUUUGGAGAGAGCUACAGUGGUUUGGAAUACGAUUACCGUGGUCUUCAACAUCUUUACACUGAAAUGGGAGAGUUUGAUAAAGUCGAUGAGUACCAAGACAUACUGAAUCUGUGGAAAGAGCUGAGAGAUCAGCAUGCAGAGUCCGAGGACCCACCAAUCGAUCUCCACAAACGUCCUGAGCCCAUACAGAAAAUUAUAGACACGUUUUUCUCGGUGUAACUUCAUCACAAUGGAAUAUUAUCUAUUUAGAUAUCCACGGACACUUCGACUCAGUGCUGCAUACUAUUAAGUCAUGAGCUGGUUUUUCUCGCACACGACUUGUAUAUUUGAUCCUGAAGAAAAUUCGGGAGCUCUAAUCUGUUCAUGUAUAAAAAUUAUCGAUUAAUUAUCCCAACUAACUUUCAGACCAUUUAGUUAAGUCUCGGUAUAAGAUACGUAAAAACGAUAAUUAAACAAUUCUUAUCUUAAAGUAUCUUAUAUGACGACUUAAUGGUACUGACAAAUGGACUUCACAAAGAAUCAUGUCACAAAGUGCGGCGCACACCGACUAGUUCCAUCAAUUCUAUGUAAUUUUUUAAUGAAUUAAUUGGUUAAAGGAUUACACAAAAUUGCCAGAAAAUUUGCUCCACUACCAAAUUACACUAAAGAACGGAACAAAUAUAUUAGAAAUGAGAACAUUUCAGAACUGAUUGACUUUAUCGAUUCAAUUUUCUAUUCUUUCUAUUUUAUUUGUAAUUGUAAUUCUCUCUCGUGGUUGGUGAAAUUACCUUCUGUUUGUUAAGUAGUCAAUCUGGAACUCGUUAAAUUCUUUACCCAAUAACGGUAAAAAUCUUGGAUAUGAUUUUAAUUAUCUUAUCAUUGUUGUUCGAAAUGUGGACAGAUUAGUAUAAUUUUUAUACGAAAUAAGAUACGAUGCAACUAAAUAAUUUUUACUUUUAGUUCACGAGGUUGGCGAGUUUUAUGAGCUAAUAAUGAGAGGAUUGGAAGACAUUGAAUAUAGGCAAUUCCUGGAAAAUUCAGUAAUUCGAUGGAUCUCCACUCUAAUAAUAGCAAACUGAUAAAUCCUCGUCAUUUAUUCAGUGAUAACUGAGGCAAAUGAAAAUAAAAUAAUAAUGACGAUAAAGAGGGCUUGAAGAUAGGGUAUGAAAAAUCGAGAGGAUGAAAAAGUCACUUAUGGUGGACGUUUGUAGAUAGCUAUUGUAAUUUCAAUUAAAUAAAUGAAGAGAGAAAUAAUAGGAGAAAAAUUAGAACAUUUCAUUGAGAUUUUUUUGUAAAUAUCUCAGGAAGGAAUGGGCUUAGAACAAAAUGGUUCUUCAAUUUUUUUGCCAGAACUGUAAGAAAAAACCAGUUCUUGCAGAAAAAAAUACUCUGUUAAAACCAAUUUGAGUCGACAGCUUUCCUCCGAAUGGUAUGUAAUUCUGUUUUUAGAAAUUUAUCGAACAUUGUAUAUUUGUAUUUUGAUAAGAAACAGGAGUGGAAAAUAGAAAAACAGAGAGAGUUGCGGUGAAAUACUACAUCAUAAUUUUUAAGACCAAAACAUUCUUUAAAUGGAACAUAAAAACAAGUUUUUUGCAUCAACCGGUAGACUCAUUUUUUUAAGUUUAAUCUAGUAAUAGUUUCGGCGUUUCUGCUACAAUUUAUCCCACCAGUCUACCUGGCAGGAAUUUAAACUCGAUAUAUGGCGCAUGUAGGACAACGAACUUACCCAUUGCGCCAAAACACCGGAAAUUACUUAUAUUUCAAAUGAAUAUUAUAUGUUGAACGUGAAAAAAUCGUACUGUACAUAUCCUUCUUUUCCUAUUCAAUCCAAAAUCCCAUUCAACGAUUUCCUGUGACAUCACAAGAUGUGGUACCCUAUAUAAAUUUUCUUUUUCGUUCUGUAUUCCCCCCAAUAAUCGAGCUGACAAGUGUCUUUGAAUUUAUGUAGUGUAAUUAAUUUGGCUUUCAUUCAAGAUAUUUUUUCCCGGGUGAAUAACUCCAGGUAUCUCAGACAACAAAUCAAAAAAUUGUACCUCUCGGUGUUUCAACGGUUAAACGCUUUUCAUAUUAAAACACUAAUUCGGUCGUUCCCAUUGAAAAGCUUUAAUAUUCCAUCAUUGAAUUACAAUGAACACGAAUGUCAUACACAAGUUCAAUAAUUUACAGAAAAAUCGGAAAGAGGAAUUAAUUACUCAAUUAAUUAAUCAGACUAGCAAAAAACAAAUUUUAUCAAUUUUCAAAACAUCUCAUUGAACACGAGAAAAACAUGCUAAAAAAUUAUGUUAUUGAGCCCAGCGUUUAAUUUAUUUCUCUUUAAAAUUU
Fopius arisanus is the source of this 4199-nucleotide messenger RNA. RefSeq names its product Protein interacting with APP tail-1 (gene Pat1). The transcript has 3 exons. Gene Ontology annotation, biological process: proteasome-mediated ubiquitin-dependent protein catabolic process; intracellular protein transport. The record is from RefSeq and is a predicted model, not a curated record. Gene Ontology annotation, molecular function: protein binding; ubiquitin-like ligase-substrate adaptor activity. The coding region runs from base 354 to 2117 and encodes 587 amino acids. Gene Ontology annotation, cellular component: Cul2-RING ubiquitin ligase complex. NCBI's taxonomy places the organism in Eukaryota, Metazoa, Arthropoda, Insecta, Hymenoptera, Braconidae.